Molecule: messenger RNA, 846 nt
Organism: Fraxinus pennsylvanica
Lineage: Eukaryota; Viridiplantae; Streptophyta; Magnoliopsida; Lamiales; Oleaceae
Source: the annotation of a GenBank genome assembly
AUGGAUUUUCGGCCAUUAGACAUCAAAGUUAUAUCGGCAGAGGGCAUAAAGGAUGUCAAUCUUUUCUCCAAGAUGGAUGUCUACGUUGUUGUGUCGAUUGCCGGUUACCCCAAGUCGAAGAAGAAGACUUUCGUCGACAAGGAUUGCGGUACCCAUCCAAAGUGGAAUCAUCAAAUGGAUUUCGUCGUUGAUGAGCCGUAUUUGACGAAGCCUGGCCUGUCCCUUCACUUCCAGCUCAUGGCAGAUCGGUCUAUUGGAGGGGACAAGGAGGUUGGCGAGGUCACUGUCCCGAUCCACGAGCUUUACCAGAAUGUCAAUUCGAAUCCCGGCGAAGAAAAGGUUGUUGAAUAUCAGGUUAGAACCUCGUCAGGAAAACCCAAGGGCAACAUCAAGUUUUCGUAUAAAUUUGGGGAGAAAUUCACUCAACAAAUGGAUACAAAAAAGCAUGUGGAUGAGCCUAUGACUGCGUAUCCAGCGCCACCACCACAUGUUGCCGGAGGAAGCAUGCCACCCCAGCAGGGAAUGGGAUACGGUGCUCCUCCUCCUGGGAUGGCGUAUCAGCAAUAUCCCCAAUAUCCUCCUCAUCCAGGGUAUGGCUAUCCACCACCAGGUGGGUACCCGCCUCCUGGGUACGGUUAUCCUCCUCCGCCCCAGCAGGGGUAUGGUGGAUAUCCCCCAGUGCAGAAUCCUAAGAAGAAAAAGUCCGGGAUGGGAUCAGGUCUAGCAAUGGGGUUGGGGGCUGGAUUGCUUGGAGGGAUGCUUGUUGGUGAUAUGGUGGACGAUGCAGGUGCCUAUGAUGCUGGCUAUGACGAUGCAAUGGGCGACGCGGGUGGCUUUGAUUUCUAA